AUGAAACUUUCUGCUUCUAUAUACAACUCAGGUUAUCCUUUGUAUGGGGCUAAGUUUUUAAAUGAUAGAAUAUUAUUAGUUGCUGGUGGUGGUGGUGAAGGUAAUAAUGGUAUUCCAAACAAAAUCACGGCUUUAAGGAUUGAUUUCAGUAAGAAAAAAGUUAUCAAGAGAUUUAGAGAGAUUGUUUUAGAUCCAAACGAUGAUUCUCCAACUACAUUGGAUGCUGCUAAAAAUAUUAUUUUAGUUGGUUGUAAUGAAAACAGUGAAAAAAUUAAAAGUGGUUCAGGUAAUCAUCAUAUUAGAAAGUUUGAUUAUGAAAAUGAUCAUUUGAAAUUUGUUGCAGGUAUCGAUUUUGACGGUUCAAAAAAUCCAGAUGAUUAUACAAAGCUAGUUUAUAUGUCAAAAGAUGCUACUGUCGGUGCGAUUGCUUCAUCAGCAAUUCCUACUGUGAUUAGAAUCAUUGACCCAAAUGACUUAACUGAGAAAUAUGAAAUUGAUACAGGACAUGAUGUGAAAGAUAUGCAUUUCUCUCCAGAUGGCAAAGUUAUUUGUUAUAUUACACCAAACACUUUAGAAGUCAUUUCAAUCGUCACUGGUAGAUUUAUUAUCAGAAAGACCGAUUUUGACAAGAGUUGGAUUUUGUCGAAAAUUAGAUUCAUCAAUGACGAUACAGUCCUUGUCGCAGCUGUUUUAAAGAACAAUAAGCAAAACGGAAUUGUAAUGACCACAAUCAGUUUGAAAAGUGGUAAUGCAACUGUCUUGAAAUCAAAAUUAGUUACAAAACAAUUCAAAGGUAUUACCUCAAUGGAUAUUGAUCCGUCGGGUGAAUGUGCUGCUAUUGCCAGUAAUGAUAACUCUAUAGCUUUGGUAAUCUUGAAAGAUUUAUCAGUUGGGAAAGUAUUCUAUCAAAUUCAUACUUUCGCAAUUACAAAAGUAGCAUUUUCCCCAGAUUCUAAAUAUGUUGCAAGUGUUUCCGCAGCUAAUACUGUCCAUGUCAUUGAAGUUCCAAAAGAUUUCUCUAAAUCAACUUCGAUCAUUCAUAAAUUAUGGAAAUUUUUCAAGAAUGUCUUGUUGAUCGUCAUAUUGGCUUAUCUUGCCCAACUGGCUUAUGUAAAUAACUACAAUAUCAAGGCUUUGGAUUACAUGAAGAUAAAGUAUUUGCACAAGUAUGUCGAUAAAUCCACAAUUGAUAAAUAUGUGAACAGAGAUGUCAUUCAUAAAUAUUUAGACGAGCAAAAAAUUGAACAAUACAAAGGUUCCGCAAAGAGUAUAUAUAACGAACUAUUGAAGAAAACUACUCUGGUACACCACUGCACUGACAAUUACUACUACGGUCAGCUGCAGAGCAAAAUUAAUGAUUACUUGCAAAAGUCUGCAUCUGAAGAUAUUCCAACCACAAUUGGAGAAGCUUUAACAACAGGUGCUUAUACCUCCACAUUUAAACCAGAAAUUGCUUCUCCUUCUGAAGAUGCUCCAUCUACUACCGCUUCCUCCAAAACUUCAGAUCAUGAAGAAGGUGGUCAUUGGGACGAUUUUGAAAAGACUGCAUUCAACUUAGAAGAUCUUGCUUACUUGGAAAGUCAACCUGAAAUCCCAGAACCAUCAUCCGUUCAAGAGGAGGAGGAUACAAUUAAUAAGUAUAAUAACAUACCACAAUCCGUUCUAUCGUCAAUUGUUUCUCAAGAGCCAAGUAACCAAUCUAUACAAAAUGAACAAAACAUUGGAGAGCAAGUUCAAGAUCCGCAACAACAACAACAACAAGAAAGCAUGGAGGAAACAACAGUUGUAGAAACAAUUGUUGAAGAACCAAAGGUCGAGGAACCAAUUGUUGAAGAACCAGUUGUUGAAGAACUAAAGGUCGACGCACCAAUUGUUGAAGAACCAGUUGUUGAAGAGCCAGUUGUCGAAGAACCAGUUGUCGACGCACCAAUUGUUGAAGAACCAGUUGUUGAAGAGCCACAGGUCGAAAAACCAGUUGUCGACGCACCAAUUGUUGAAGAACCAGUUGUUGAAGAGCCAGUUGUCGAAGAACCAGUUGUCGACGCACCAAUUGUUGAAGAACCAGUUGUUGAAGAGCCACAGGUCGAAGAACCAGUUGUCGACGCACCAAUUGUUGAAGAACCAGUUGUUGAAGAGCCACAGGUCGACGAACCAAAGCUCGAGAAACCAAAGCUCGAAGAGCCAAAGCUCGAGGAACCAAAGGUUGAAGAGCCAAAGGUUGAAGAGCCACUGGUUAAAGAACCAAAGGUCGAGGAACCAAAGGUCGAAGCACCAAUUGCUGAAGAAGCAAAGGUCAAAGAACCAAAGGUUGAAGAGCCAAAGGUCAAAGAACCAGUAGUUGAAGAACCAGUUGUUGAAGAGCCAGUUGUCGAAGAACCAGUUGUCGACGCACCAAUUGUUGAAGAACCAGUUGUCGAAGAGCCAGUUGUCGAAGAACCAGUUGUCGACGCACCAAUUGUUGAAGAACCAGUUGUUGAAGAACCAAAGGUCGAAAAACCAGUUGUUGAAGAGCCACAGGUCGACGAACCAAAGCUCGAAGAGCCAAAGCUCGAAGCACCAAUUGCUGAAGAGCCAAAGGUUGAAGAACCAAAGGUCAAAGAACCAAAGGUUGAGAGGGGAAAUACUAAUCAACAAGAGACACAAACUCAAGAACAACUACAGCAUGAUGAAUUAUAG
This is a messenger RNA of Tetrapisispora phaffii CBS 4417, 2676 nucleotides long. RefSeq names its product Sar family guanine nucleotide exchange factor SEC12 (gene SEC12). Gene Ontology annotation, molecular function: protein binding; GTPase activator activity; guanyl-nucleotide exchange factor activity. Gene Ontology annotation, biological process: protein secretion. Lineage: Eukaryota; Fungi; Ascomycota; Saccharomycetes; Saccharomycetales; Saccharomycetaceae. The coding region runs from base 1 to 2676 and encodes 891 amino acids. Gene Ontology annotation, cellular component: endoplasmic reticulum membrane. The record is from RefSeq and is a predicted model, not a curated record. The transcript has a single exon.